This is a messenger RNA of Lactuca sativa (garden lettuce), 1055 nucleotides long. RefSeq names its product blue copper protein. The record is from RefSeq and is a predicted model, not a curated record. NCBI's taxonomy places the organism in Eukaryota, Viridiplantae, Streptophyta, Magnoliopsida, Asterales, Asteraceae. Gene Ontology annotation, molecular function: electron transfer activity. Gene Ontology annotation, cellular component: plasma membrane.
UGCAAAAACUAUUUGGUGCCAUGCCAUCCAAAACACAUUAAAAAUUCACUUGUCUUCAAAGUUUUUACGUAAAUAGGCAUAUCGAUCCAUUUGCAAUUCAAAUAUAAAAAAGUAAUUAGAAGUUCAUAUAUUAUGUGUGUAAAAAUGGCUAUUAACAAGCCGACGAUCAUCAUCUUGAUCAUAGCAACCGUAGCAGCUUUAGCUAUUCCGUCCGCUUCAGCCACUGAGCACAUCGUUGGUGGUGACAAAGGUUGGGUUUUCGGGUUUGAUUAUCAAACAUGGGCACUCCAGCAGCGUUUCUAUGUUGGCGAUAAACUUGUUUUCAAUUAUCCUGUUGGAAAAUACAAUGUAUUUGAAGUUGGUGAUGCGGGCUGGGAAGAUUGUUAUGUGUCUAGUAAAAAAAAAGGACUCACGAGUGGACACGAUGUGAUAACCCUAGAAACCCCUGGAAAUAAAUUUUUCAUCUGCCAAGCAAAAAACGAUGAAGGAAAAAGGUGCUGUGAGGAAGGUUCUAUGAAGUUUCACAUCACGGUAUUCGUUCCUAAUGACCCUGGUGCCCCGGGCAAGUUGUAUGUUGUUGGAGAUGAUAAAGGCUGGACCCUGAAUGUGGAUUAUCAAGCUUGGGCGAAUGGAAAGAAAUUCAAUAUCGGAGAUCAACUUCUCUUCAAGUAUCCAGCCGGAAAGCAUAGUGUCUUUCAAGCGAUCGAUGAAACUUCCUUUAAGGAAUGUAUCCCUCCUAAUGCUGAUGAAGGUCUCAGUAAUGGAUACGAUAUUGUGACCCUAGAUGCCCCAGACACCUGGUUUAUUUGCGGUGCCCCAGACCAUUGUAAGAAGGGCAUGAAGUUUUUCGUCCAUGCAUCUGAUCCAUCCAAAUCACCUGGAUUCCAAGGAUCAAGAAAACUAAUCCCACCAAAACUCUAGGCUUUGAGGAUUGGAUUCUCCCUUGUGCUGUGAAGAGUUAUACCCUCGUACGUACAUGAUAUAUAUUUUUGUGUUUUUCUUUCAUAUGUCUUUACUUUUGUGUGUUAAUGGCUGGAGCCAAAUAUGUGGCAUAU